AUGACCGUGGGAUUUACACGGUCAACGGAUGGAUUACGCGCUUCGUUCGCGUAUGAAAGUGUUUGUGAAUCCGCAUGCCGUUUUUGUAAGCGCAUUCACGGGCUAGGGGAAGUCAGACAGGAGGGUUACAUUAUUGCUUUAGAAAAUGGUGGUGUUUGCAGGUUCACCUCCCACACGGACAACGGCUGCCCCGACGGCUACAUGCAGAUCGAGGAGCUGAGUCGGCCCCUCAACGCCGGCUACUGGUGCGGGACGUCUUGGGGCCACAACGUCUUCUACUCGGAGACGUCGGCGAUCACCGUCAUGCUCAGGGUGUUCAAUGUCACCGACGACGGGGGGAGGAAUAACCCUGGGGCGUUCUCUCCCCGGGAUACGGUGAUGCUGGGGAUGUCCUACCGGUUCCUGAAGAGGGAGAGGGCGGUGCUGCGGUACGGGGCGCCCUACAGCCCCAGCUACCGCGGGGAGGACGUGCCCAAUUCCUUCUGCGACAAGUACUUCGAGAACUGCGACAAGAAGAACUGCAAGGUGCAGUCGCCCAACUUCCCCGGCAUGUACCCGCGGAACCUGACCUGCUACUACCACAUCCGGCAGAUGCGGGAGCCCGAGGGGAAGGUGGCGCUGAUCCGCGUGCGGCAGCGGAACCCGCACCUCAUCUACAUCAAGGACCGCAACGCCCCGCACCUCACGCGGGAGAGGAAGCUGCAGGUGGGUUCGGGGUGCCACGUCCUCCACGACUACCUAGUAGCGUUCGACGGCAACACGACCAGGGCGCCCGUGCUGGCCACGCUGUGCAAGGGCGGCGCCCCGCUCAGCGGCAUCACCUCCAGCGGGUCAGACCUGUUGCUGCUCUUCCACGCGUCGCCCUUCGACUUCCCGUUCCAGGACUCGCCGCGGCGGAGAAUAUUCGGCUUCGAGCUGGACGUCGAGGUCGAGUUCGUGGACCGCGAGUCGACGGCCUACAUCCGCGAGGGCUCGACCUGCGACUACAUGGUGAGCAGCCGAGGCCAGCGCAGCGGGUACGUGCAGUCUCCGAAGCACUCGCUUCUCCCCAACACGACGUGCACGUGGCGGCUGCUGGCGGGGAGCACGGAGGUCGUGUGGCUCUACUUCCUGCACUACCGCCACGUCAACCACCCCGAGAUGCCGCCGCCCGCGCACUGCUCCAACACGCUCACCAUCCACGACGGCGACACGCGCACGCCCUUCCUGGAGUCGGCCUUCGCGCUGGCGGAGGAACCGGUCACUAAUAGCUCCCUGAACGCCUCCGCCGAGAACAGCACCUCCUCCUCCUCCUCCUUUUCCUCGGUGUCGCUCAUGGGCCAGUUCUGCCGGCCGGAGCGCCUCCCGCGAGUGUGCAGCGGCGUGCACGCGCCGGGCCCGCACGCGGCGCCCUGCCUCCCCGGCGAGAGCUACGUGUCGUCCUUGCCCGCCCUCACGCUCUCGCUGCACUACGCGGCAGGGACCGCCCCCGCCCUCCGGCAGUGGGGCGUGCAGACCCCGGGCGGCGGGCCGUGCGACCGCACCUUCCCCAUGCAGCCCGACCGCCUGUUCGCCUCGCCCAGGGACGUCUUCCUCUUCGGCCGCGGCGGCGCCAGGAAGCUGCGCUGCGUCUACACGUUCGAGGCGCGGCCGGACCAGCGCAUUUCGCUCCGCAUCCUGCGCUCUCGCAUGGGCUCCGCCUGCUCCACGGUGUACAAGCACUCGUCCCACAGGCACGAGUGCUCGCAUGACGGCGGCGAGGACAAGCCGGCGCGGGUCAGGUUGGAAGAGCCCUGGCACGGCGUGCAGCUGCCGCGGGCGUGCCUGUGCAACGUGUCGCACUCUCAGCCGUUCACGCUGGUCUCGUACACCAGCCAGCUGAGGGUGAUCUUCAGCGUGCCGGUCAUGACGCCCUCGAGCGACUACAACGACUUCUUCCUUGAGGGCGAGUACUCGAUGCUGCCGGCGCCCGACGAGGCCUCCCACCCGUCGUGCGUUCGCGGGAACCGGCGCCUGGCGGGCCGCUAUGGCAACUUCACGGUGGGCGCCGCCCGCGGGAACAAAUGCCUCUCGCUGCCCCGCCUCGUCACGGCCGCCGACGGCUCCUUCCUGUUCCUGCGGACGCGCGGUUUCGGGGCGUCGGAAACCAACUGCAACGCCGACGCCCGCAUCAACGUGUUCGCCGUGGGCGACCUCGCGCCCAUCGCCUCCAUCUGCCCGACGGAGGAGGGCGGCUUCACGCACGUGUUCAGCAACGGGUGGCGCGGGCCGGAGCAGGAGGCCAAGGCGGAGCUGGAGGCGGGGCGCGUGUGGAACGUCACCAGGAUGAACAUCGGCCAGAGCAACUACUUCUUCCACCAGCAGCAGCAGGAGCUCAAGAAGCGCGGCCGCCACCGUCAGCGCCACCGCCAGCAGGAGUCGCGCGACCUCGUCGUGGAGUACGUGGGUAACCUGACCGGCAGGUUCAUGCUGACGUGGGUGGGCGUGUGGCGGCCCAUGCAGACGGCGCCCCUCUCGCCCGUGGGCGUUGACCUGUGCCCCCAUCGGUGCCCGGAGAUCCAGGCAUGCCUCCCGGCGGAGCUGUGGUGCGACGGCUCCGUGCACUGCCCCUCCGGCAUGGACGAGGGCGCAGCCGCUUGCGGGCUUCUGGCCGCCCUCCCGUGGGUGUACCUGGGCGCCGCCGCCGUCCUCUUCAUCUCGCUGAUGGCGCUGCUGGCGGCUGUGGUGGUGCACCGCAAGCGCACGCGCGCCCAGAAGGAGGCCGAGGCGUCCAUGGUGGCCAACAACAGCCACGGCCUGAAGAGCACCACGCAGGACUUCCUCAUCCCGCCCGACAAGGACCCCUGGUGACAGGACGCCCAUUCUGACGAUGUCGUGUGCGUGGACUACGAGACCACGGUGUAGGUCACGUGACCCUAGAUCGAGGGCUGCGGGUCAGGUACGGGAUGUCGUUGGGAUGGGACGGCCUAAAGGGAAAAUAGAAUAAAGAGAUAUAUUAUAUAUAUAUUUACUCCUGUACAUAGACCUCUGAGAACAUACAACUCUUGCAAUUUUCAUACCUGUAUAUAUGUACACAGCCGUUAAAGUUUUCUACCUAUAUACACCAUUGUUACAAAAACACAAAGAAAAAGAAACAGUGAAUGGUACUAUUUAAUGUGAAACAAUACUUUAUAUGUGCGUAUGAAUGAUGAGAAUAAUGUAAAUAACUGACCUUUGUUUUAUUCUGUGAUGCAGUUCAAAGCCGGAUGAUGAUAAUGAUAUUGCUGAUUCUAUGAUUCGAACUUAUAAUUUGUGAGGUGUGUCCGGUUUAAAGGGAAAAUAAUGAAUAAAUAAACAAGCGAAUGAAUAUUUCAUCCUUGGGUGUCAUGCUGAAACAAAACAAAACAAUACAAAAAAAAAAAAGAUAUCCUGUUUAUACUGUUUGAACAUUUUUCGGACCAAAGAUUCUAUAUAUACAUAUAUAUAUUUUGGUUUGUCUUCCUUUCUGCGAGCCCAAGAGAAAAUGAUAGUAAUAAUAAUGUUAAAAAAAAAAAACACAAACACUAAAUACGUGCAGAGACAACAUCUGUUUAUUUAUUUAGUAAGUUGUAGAAGAAAAAAAAUGAACGAAAAAAAAAAGGCAUAGGUUUAGGGGUAUAUUUAGUAUUGCCAUAUAUCAGGUAUUUAUUGCGUGUAGGUACAUUCGAUCCCUGUUGAAGUUAUGGUGGUUUUAUAUGAACGUGUGAGAGUGUGUUACAGUGUAUGUUACGAUGUUACAGUGACGCUCUGCUGUAUCUGUCGUUGGUUGUUAA
Messenger RNA from Penaeus vannamei (Pacific white shrimp), 3770 nucleotides. The record is from RefSeq and is a predicted model, not a curated record. NCBI's taxonomy places the organism in Eukaryota, Metazoa, Arthropoda, Malacostraca, Decapoda, Penaeidae.